UCACACCUUGCGCCGGUGCCUUGAGGAGGGUGUGUGCCUUCGGGCGCAGUGUAUGUGCGUGCGAGAGUGAUCGCUGUGUCUUCCACUCUUUGGCACCCGUUGCGGGAGGAUAGCCAUGGGGGAGAAAGCAGGACGGGUGGAUUUUGAAUGGGUUUACACCGAUCAGCCGCACACGUCAAGGAGGAAGGAGAUUCUAGCAAAGUACCCAGAGAUCAAGUCCUUGAUGGGUCCUGACCCUCAGCUGAAGUGGGUUGUGAGUGGAAUGGUGCUGACCCAGAUUUUAGCCUGCUAUCUGGUACGGGACAUGUCCUGGAAGUGGGUUGUCAUCUGGGCCUACAUCUUCGGCGGCUGCAUCAACCACUCGCUGACACUGGCGAUCCACGACAUCUCGCACAACGUGGCCUUUGGCAACAAGCAGGCUCGCUGGAAUCGUUGGUUUGCCAUGUUUGCGAACCUGCCCAUUGGUCUGCCCUAUUCGGCCUCUUUCAAGAAGUACCACAUCGACCACCACCGCUACCUGGGUGGCGACGGCCUGGACGUGGAUGUGCCCACCGACCUAGAGGGCUGGUUCUUCUGCACCCCUUUCCGCAAGCUCAUCUGGCUCUUUCUCCAGCCGUUCUUCUAUGCACUUCGCCCCCUGGUGGUCAACCCCAAACCCGUGUCCGGCCUAGAGGUGCUCAAUGCCGCUGUGCAGUUGGUGGCAGACGUCUGCAUCUUUUACCUGUGGGGACUGAAACCUAUCGUCUACCUGAUUUCCGGCUCCAUCCUCUGCAUGGGUCUGCACCCCAUCUCCGGCCACUUCAUCGCCGAGCAUUACAUGUUCCUGAAAGGCCACGAGACCUACUCCUACUACGGUCCCCUGAAUCUCAUCACCUUCAACGUGGGCUACCACAUGGAGCACCACGACUUUCCCAGCAUACCUGGCAGCAGACUGCCACUGGUGAAGAAGAUAGCAGCUGAGUACUACGACUCGCUCCCGCAGCACACCUCCUGGGUCCGCGUGCUCUGGGACUUUGUGUUCGAGGACAGCAUCGGCCCGUACGCCAGGAUCAAGCGCGAGUACAAACUGGUCAAGCAGGAGUGAUCGCCGGCCGCAGACCGCGCUGUCCGCAGACCGCACUGUCCGCUCCUUGGGAAUUUACCAUCGCUUUCCUGUGUGUUUUUUCUUUCACGCGGGCAGAUGCCCUGCCAGAGUCCUGGAGACAAUCUUAAUGGGGAAAAAGGUGCCCCUCCCUCUCAGUAUCUGACAUGAUUAGUGGCUAAAAUGGGACCACUGAUUUGGUCAUCCAGGACUGUCAGUGCGAUUUAAUGCAGAAGUACUCGAGGAAAAGGGCUCGUCAAUGCAGCCUCUACAAGAGGCGGCGUCAAAAAGUAGUUUAAACUGGAAUCUAGCCAUUUGGGAACAUCCACUUUUCUUUGCAGUAAGAGGACUGCUGUGAGAAUGCUGGGAGUAUGAAUAGAUAUUAAGUGUGUACCGGGUGAACGUACUAUCUGGAAGUAAGAAUGGGAUCAGACUGUAAAAACACCACUCCUGUCUUUCUUUUCAGUCUCAGUACCUUCAUGAUCUUACUGCAACUGUAAGGUCAUGGACCGCAGAGAAGAAACAUGUCAUUUCAGCAUUUCAAAUAGCAGCGAAUGGCCAUUUCUUCAGUGAUGCAGCACUACAGUAUUGUGCCUUAACAACAAUGCCCUUUGACAUCGUUAGGAAAUGUAAUGUUUUGUUUCAAGCAGUCGGCCUCGUUAUGACAUUUAUUGAAAUGGCUCAAAAUAAUUUCAAAAUUUAAUGUUGAUGACACUGCAUUUAACUUUGGGAAAAAUACCUCGUCUGUUGUUGUUGGCUGUUUUUGUAUGUUUGUUAUCACCAGCAAUUUCUAAUUAAAAUGACGUUUAGAUA
Messenger RNA from Brienomyrus brachyistius, 1894 nucleotides. RefSeq names its product delta(4)-desaturase, sphingolipid 2 (gene degs2). Gene Ontology annotation, molecular function: sphingolipid delta-4 desaturase activity. The coding region runs from base 116 to 1084 and encodes 322 amino acids. Gene Ontology annotation, cellular component: membrane. The transcript is spliced from 3 exons. The record is from RefSeq and is a predicted model, not a curated record. Gene Ontology annotation, biological process: ceramide biosynthetic process; sphinganine metabolic process. Lineage: Eukaryota; Metazoa; Chordata; Actinopteri; Osteoglossiformes; Mormyridae.